AUGAGUUCUGAAUAUGCCCAAACCCGCCAUAAUGCAGGCUUUUGGUUCGUCGAACGCCUUGCAGAACAAUAUGGUAUUACAUUAAAAACUGAUUCAAAAUAUAAAGGAAUCAGUGGUCGUGGUAAUAUUGAAGGACAAGAUGUUCGUCUACUAUUGCCCACAACAUUUAUGAACCUUUCUGGUCAAAGUGUUGUUCCCUUUGCAAAAUUCUACCAAAUUAAACCAGAAGAAAUUCUCAUCGCUCAUGAUGAACUGGAUAUGAAUCCGGGCGUCAUUCGUUUAAAAACUGGCGGUGGACAUGGUGGUCACAAUGGUCUACGUGACAUUGUUCCUCAUAUUGGUUCUAAUUUUCAUCGCUUACGUAUUGGCAUUGGUCAUCCCGGCGCUAAAGAAAAAGUUUCAGGACAUGUACUUGGUAAAGCACCAAGCAGUGAACAGACUUUAAUGGAUGAUGCAAUACACCAUGCUUUAGGCAAAACAAAAUUAUUGGUUAAUGGUGAGAUUCAGCAAGCAAUGAAUCAAAUCAAUGCUUAUAAAGCAUAA
Messenger RNA from Oppiella nova, 543 nucleotides. NCBI's taxonomy places the organism in Eukaryota, Metazoa, Arthropoda, Arachnida, Sarcoptiformes, Oppiidae. The record is from the annotation of a GenBank genome assembly.